Molecule: messenger RNA, 2262 nt
Organism: Naegleria lovaniensis
Lineage: Eukaryota; Heterolobosea; Eutetramitea; Acrasida; Naegleriidae
Exons: 2
Coding region: 1-2262 (753 amino acids)
Biological process (GO): protein phosphorylation
Molecular function (GO): ATP binding; protein kinase activity
Source: RefSeq, a predicted model, not a curated record
AUGACAAAAUCGUUCGACACUAAGCUCGAAGAAAUCCACCAACGAAGACAAUUCAGGAUGAGAACAAAUAUUUGGUGCGAAGGCUCCGAAGAAUUCAAUCGUAAACUUUGCAUCGCUGAGGAUUUACUUCAAGUUACUUGGCUAUCCGAGCAUGAAGAUCACAAUCACAAAAAGGCAAACGGCAAAGUUUCAAUAAUUACGGAUUUGAGAAAAUCAAUAGAACAAAUGUCCACCCACAUCAACAGCUUCAAAAAAGAGGAAAAAGAAGCCUACAUCCAGCAACAUCUUUAUCAUUCCCGUUUGGUAAUAGAAAGAUUUACUGAAGCCAAAGAAGCAUUUAAUUUUGUAAAUAUGAGUAGAGCGUAUCAACUGUUAUUAGAUUGCCUUUAUCCAACCAAAAUUGACUCUUUGGGAGAAGGUAGUGAAUUGUUUCAUACCAAUACCAAAUAUCACAAAUUAUUACAACUAUCAGCACUUUAUGGCUUCAAAAUGAAUGCGGUAAAAUUUGGUCAAGAGGACAAAGUAAACGCUGAACAUGCUCAUCCUGAUUUUUUGAAAGUUGUGGCUAUAAUAAGAAUGUUUCAUAGUACAUUGCUCCAAAAUAUGAAGCCCUCCGAAAAUCAUGUAUCCGAAAUCAAGAAUUUGGUAACUUAUGGAUUAUUGACAGAAAAGAAAUUGGUUCGUGUGAUUGGAAUCAAGGUGUUUGUUCCAGAAUUUUCUCGUUCUCCAAAAAGCUACAAAUACCACUUAUUUAAUGUUGGAGUAUUCCCAAUAGAACCCUCAACAGAAGAGGAAAAACAACAACUCGACACAUUGAUAUCAUUUUUAUUAGAAGCAAGCAGACAAACUAUUUUCGAAGAGAAUGAGUUGAUUAAACGAAUUACUAAAGAGUCGAUAGGAAGAAAGAGACUUACAAGCACACUAUUUACCACAUCUGAUUUUUCAAAUGGUGACAAAUUGGUUAUUCGUUGGCAAAAAACAACAGACACAUUAUUGACAACUACCAUUACACUGGAAGAGUAUCUUUUCGAAAUAAGUACCGCUCUUGGUCAAGGUAAUAGUCCAAAAGACAUUUUCCUUGGUAAGAUUGACCAUUCCUCUCAACCAGUUUUUGUUAAGAUUUUUCGUUCCAAUAGAUUCAACCUGCCUCUAGGUAAUAUAUUUCUUUCUCCAAAUGUGAAAGUGGAAAAGAAUGGAAUACCCUGUCCUCAAUACGUGGAGAUAUCAAUUGAAGGGAAGGAGCUGAAUAGUAUUGAGAAAGCCAGGUCAUGUGUUGAGAAGAUGCAUAUUAUCACCCAAUUACUUUUAGAAAUUGACAACAUUCACACAAAAAAAAUUAUUCACAAUGACAUCAAACCAAGCAAUAUCAUAAUAUUAGAAAAGGAAAAUUUUAAGCAUAUUAAGCAUGAUAUUGCUACUGAUGAAAAGAAAAACAAUUUACUACAAGAAAUCCGACACCAUCCAACGUUUUAUUGUAAAUUCAUUGAUUUUGAGCUAGCCAAGACAUUUGAUGAAGAAGAUGGUAAUAUUUGCUUUCUUUAUGGCGAUUUGUUAGAAUCAACUGCUGGAACAUCAAAAUAUAAUGCACCUGAGAAGGAAAUAACUGGACCAAACUUCAUUCACCCAAAAACAGACAUCUUUUCACUUGGAUUAGUUUUCAUUGAACUGAUUGUUGAAAUUGAAAUUAAUAAGAAACAAUUAGAAAAUACUAAUGAUGAAAUAUGGACUUUAAUUGAAGCUAAAUGUAAAGAGUUAGAUACAUCCAAAGGUCAAAUAAUUUUUAACAUGCUUCGAAAGAUGGUGAACAAUCAAAGAAAGGAACGGAUAACUGCACGACAAUGCCUGCAACUACUAGACAUUACCGAAACAGUUGACACUCAAGACUACACAUCAAUUUUCUUCCCUGACAAUCAAAUAAGCCUCAAUGGUUUCAAUAAUGUCACAAUACCAUCCAUGCAUGACACAUCAAUUUUCUUCCCCUCCCACAUCUAUACCUAUUCCAAUUCAAAGUCCACCCUAUCCAUGCACGAGACGAAUGAAGCACCUUCUUCAAUUUCUUUCCCAAGAUCAAAGAAAAUAGUUUCUCAUAAGAAAAUACAAUGUUGUAAAUGCACAACUGGAAAUUGUAGGCAUUGCCAUUGCUCAAAAGAAGGUUGUACCUCUUGCAAAUCUAUUAAUUGUGAUAAUAAGAGGAAUAGUGAGAAAAUAGGUGGCAGUGAAAACGAAAACUAUCAACCAGAAUCAAAGAAAGUCAAAAAGUAA